AUGGGAAGCAUAAAUCCUGAACAGCCAACCUCAGCGACAUUAUGUGCAGUGGUGACCGGAGCUAACAGAGGAAUCGGCCUGGCAAUCACUCGCCAGCUGGCCGAAAAAGGCGUUACAGUUGUUCUAACAUCAAGAAAUGAGAUGCACGGGAUAUCCGCACUUCAAUCCCUUCGACGGGAAUUGAAUUUUUCAAACAUAAUAUUUCACCAGCUCGACGUUCAGGAUCCUGUCAGUGUAGCUAAUUUGGUUGAGUUCAUUGAUAUUCAGUUCGGGAAACUUGAUAUUUUGGUGAAUAAUGCAGGGGCUCCUGGGGCUUCGGUUGAUAUUGAGGGGUUAAAGGGGCUUAAUAUUGAUGCUGAAUCGUGGCUUUCUGGAAAGGCGUCAAAUAUAGUUCAAGGAUUCAUCAGAUGCACAUAUAGUGAUGCCUUGACAUGCUUCGAUACAAAUUAUUACGGGUGCAAAAGAAUGACAGAAGCUUUCCUUCCUCUUCUCAAAUGCUCCACCGAAGGUGCAAGAAUUGUCAAUCUCUCUUCUCUCAGAGGAGAGCUCAAGAGAAUCCCCAAUCAGAAGAUAAGAGACAACUUCGACGACAUUGAGAAUUUGAAUGAAGAAAUUAUAGAAAAUAUGCUGAAAAGAUUCAUGGAUGACAUGAAGGAUGAUAAACUCGAAUCCCGUGGAUGGCCAACAACGGUACCGAUAUAUAGCAUAUCAAAGACGGCACUGAAUGCAUAUACAAGAAUCAUUGCUAAGAGGCAUCCUCAGAUGUAUGUUAAUUGUGUGCACCCAGGAUUUGUUAAGACCGAUUUAAAUUUUAAUAUGGGGAUAAUUGGUACUGAAGAAGGAGCUAAAGGUCCUGUAAUGUUGGCUUUGGUGCCUGCAAAUGGACCUUCAGGGUGUUAUUUUGUUCAGACUACCAUUUCGGAGUACUAG
Messenger RNA from Asparagus officinalis (garden asparagus), 930 nucleotides. RefSeq names its product short-chain dehydrogenase/reductase 2b-like. Gene Ontology annotation, molecular function: oxidoreductase activity. The transcript has 4 exons. NCBI's taxonomy places the organism in Eukaryota, Viridiplantae, Streptophyta, Magnoliopsida, Asparagales, Asparagaceae. The record is from RefSeq and is a predicted model, not a curated record. Bases 1 to 930 code for a protein of 309 amino acids. Gene Ontology annotation, cellular component: membrane.